Aureobasidium musti is the source of this 1119-nucleotide messenger RNA. The record is from the annotation of a GenBank genome assembly. NCBI's taxonomy places the organism in Eukaryota, Fungi, Ascomycota, Dothideomycetes, Dothideales, Saccotheciaceae.
AUGGUCAAGCUCACGACAGUCACUGCCGCCAAUCUCGCAUUUGUCAAGAAACAACCGCUCUCGGCCGUGUUCGUAGGAGCAACAAAUGGAAUUGGCGAGUUCACAGUCCGUGAAUUAUGCAAGACACACGGCUACGAUGGACCUGGAUUGAGAAUCAUCAUCGUCGGGCGCAACGAGAAAGCCGCAAACCAGAUCAUGACUGAGUGCAGAUAUCUGUGUUCAUCCAUUGAGUUUCACUUCGUGCAAGGCGGCGACAUCAGUUUGCUACACAGCGUAGACAAGGCAUGUGACGAAGUCAAAAGCAUUCUUGAAACCACGAAGACAGACGGUAUAGACUUGUUGGUCAUGACUCAAGGCAAAGUGGAAUUCGGACCCCGAAUCGGUAAAGCUCCUCUUCCUCCCUGUCUCCUACAACAUACUAAUGAAUCUCAGNAUACAAAAGAAAAUCUCGACAAAUCGAUGUCUCUGCUCUACUACUCACGCAUCCGCUUCGUCAACAACUUGCUUUCGAGCCUGCUCUCCUCCACCCUGCCAACAGGCGCCAGAAUCAUCUCGAUCUACGCAGGAGGCAUGGAAGCGCAAGGCACUCUGCACUCGAACGACCUAUCCCUGGAUCAACCCAACCACUAUUCCUUUGGAAACUGCCGCACGCACUCAGUAUCCAUGAAAACCAUGUAUUUCGAAGAUCUUGCCACCAAACACGCCGGAAAACUGAGUUGCUCGCACAUGUUCCCUGGUCUCGUCGUCCACGAAGGCUUCGAAGAUCCGAACUUCCCAUUGUGGUUCAAGAUUGCAUGGAAAAGUGCAAAACCAUUCGUGCGGUUCUUACCUAUGUACCUAACGCCGCAGGAGAUCGGACAAAGGGUCUUGUUCCUGGCAUCGGCAGAGCGAUAUGCGCCCAAAGGAUUGGAAGCGGGUGCUGUUAGUGUGAGUGCGACUGAUGGAGUCAAGGGAGGAGGUGCGUAUUCAGUGACAUAUACAAACGAGACCAACGACGUGAGCAAGUAUUACCAGAAGUUGAGGGAUGAGAAUUUCCAAGAGUCGGUUUUGCAGCAUACUGAAGCUGUUUUCAAUGCUAUCGAGAAGGAUGGCGUCUUUCAGCCAACGAAGGCAGGCUGA